AUGCCUGCACUGCUCAUUGACGACUUGGCCUUGGACCCUCGACAGCUCGUAGAGCAGCACGUGAACGAAUCCUUCUCGCAGCAUCGCCCCAUGUCCUUCGGUGACUCGCGGCGUGGUUCGCAAUAUUCGGUUCGCAGCCGCAACUCCAUGGCAUCGACAUCGCGAGUGUCGUCGGAUCUCGGUUCCUCACGUCUCUCGAGCUUCGGCUUCAUCCCCGGACACGAGGUCAUCGAAACCAUUGUCCGCUUCUUGGGAGUCACUCGCGAGGCCAAGCACUGCGAGUUCAAGUUGCACGUGGACACGGGAAAGGAGCAAUUCGUGCUACGGAAGCGCUACUCGCAGUUCCGCGACUUACGUCUGCAAUUGCUGCUAGACAGCAAGAUCGCUAGCGCUACGAGUGAGAAGGGCCGCAGAGAAGAAUGCCGCAAUGGAGCGUGUCUGCAGCUGGCACAGCAGCUCGCGACACUCAAAUUCCCACGACGCAAGAUGAAGUUCAGGAUGCACCGAGAUGACGAUAUCAAAACCGCGCGAGAGCGACAGGCUCAGUUGCAGCAAUUCGUUGAGUUGAUUCUUGCAGUGUACCGCACAGCUCCAAAGCGACAGGUGCGCUGCUGUGUCAACGCACAGUGCCGCGUGCUCAAGGCGAUCCGAUCUUUCUUAGAUAUCAAGGACUUGGGCGACGAUUUAUCCGACUGGAAGUCGUCCAGUAAUGGCACUACCAGCGGAGAUGAAGUACCGAUCCUGGACACUCCACCUUCCACGUCGUCGAGUUCGUCUCCUCUGAGCAAGGCAGCAAUCGAAGCUGCUACGUCGAACGAGACACCGAUUCAAAGAAAAACAUCAGCUAUGUGUCUUGAGGAGCUUUACACGAUCACCGAGGACACAGAGCACGCCCACGUCUAA
Molecule: messenger RNA, 903 nt
Organism: Phytophthora nicotianae INRA-310
Lineage: Eukaryota; Oomycota; Peronosporomycetes; Peronosporales; Peronosporaceae
Exons: 1
Coding region: 1-903 (300 amino acids)
Molecular function (GO): phosphatidylinositol binding
Source: RefSeq, a predicted model, not a curated record